Molecule: messenger RNA, 519 nt
Organism: Opisthorchis viverrini
Lineage: Eukaryota; Metazoa; Platyhelminthes; Trematoda; Opisthorchiida; Opisthorchiidae
Exons: 2
Coding region: 1-519 (172 amino acids)
Source: RefSeq, a predicted model, not a curated record
AUGAACAAGAUGAUCUUUCUCAUGACGCGGUCAGUAAUGACCGACUUUCUUAUCGCCGUUUGUCCACACACAGUCUAUUGCCCUGAGGGUGGUACCCCUUACUACCGCAAAUCCGGCCCCAUCUGCUUCGUACCUAAACCUGUUGCGCCGUCAACCGCCAAUAAAUGCAUUCACGCUCCGAGGGUAACCUUAAACUCCCAAUGCUACGUGAUUGCCCCCAGCGCAGGACCCACCUCAAACUAUUCACUAACCUCUUGUUUCAUAGCCUUACAAGAAGCGGAAGCCUUCAUCGCUACUGCAAAUGGACUUUCUACUUUGCCAUCCGUCAGCCCAGUAGAACUCCUCUCCCAUGGUCCUGAAGCGACUGACGCGGCACGUCUCCUAGCUAUAGCAACGACUACACCAGAAGCUGACAGCACUUGUGCUCGUCACAGACCCCAUGAUCUGCCUUCUCUCCGUGUUACACCAGUGUCCAAAUACGCUUGCGAACUCGGGUAUUUAUCGUCAAGGUCGCGAUAA